AUGAGCAGAAGAACCGUUCCACCGGCCGGACUAAACUCCUGCGAGAGGAUCAGACCAGAACGACCGAGGAAUACCAUCCAGAGGCUAGUAUGGGGUCCAGGCUCGCAAUUUCAAGUCGGGCAAAUAGGAUCGCCCGAGGACGAGGGCUCGAAUCCGCGAAUGGCGCUGAGAAGACUUCUGAGGCUGUACGAGGGAAGGCAGUACAGAGAAGCGGCGGGUUUCCUCCUGAAGCUACCACGAUACACCCUUAAAGCCACCCUGCCGGACAUUCCCGUGGACCUGUUGAUCGAAACGCUGCCACAUAGUCUGGCCCUUUUAGAAGCACUCUACUCGAGGCUGCUCGAGCUGGACAUCAACGACGCGAAGAUUCUUCGUGUGGAACAGGUACUUUGGCGGAUCGUGCACCUGAUCUCGAUCGGGCAGGAUCACUUCCGUCUGCGAAUCUGGUGCAAGCUGCUGGUGUCCUUGAACCGUUUGGCACCGAACGCCAGGAACACGCUGAUCGGCCGGAAGAGAGCGCUGGAAAGGGCCGUGGAAGGACUGGGAAGGCACGGUCUGGUGUCCUCGUCUGGUCACACCUGUAAUUCGGAGAACGGCACCGCGACGAAUCUGGUCCCAUUACCGGUCGCGCUCAAGGAACAGCUCGAGAACAGGAUCGACGCGUACAAGCUGGCCGUGCACAAGCUGGAAAGCUUCGGGAAACACGCUAGAACGCAUAAAGCGGACCAAGGUGUCCAGGCGGCCUCGCACCAGCGGCAACUUUCGCUCAAGUACAGCGAGAUCCAGCAACGGCUGAUCGAUAAUCAGAGUCUACUGAACACGCUGGAGAAAGUCAGCGAUCCGAGCAGCUUAGAAAGUCUAUUAUCCGAGUUGAAACGGAGGGUCGAGCAGGAUAAGGAGGCCCUCCGACAAUGGACGGCCUUGAGAAGAUCGACGCUCGCCGGGAACACAAAGAAUCCAGCUCUAGCUGCUAGCCUGCUGCAAUUCUCCAGGGGCUGCGACCUGGCACUGCAACUGAUGACCCAAGACAGUUUGCAGGUAUUCCAUCCGGAUGAAAAUCUGGCGGACGACUACGAGGAGGAAUCCAGCAGCAGCGCAGGCUAUCACACGGACGAGAGCUGCAGCCCGACCCCGGAACCGUUGGUUCGGAACGGUUGCGAACUACUUCUCCGAACGGACGUGAAUUUUUCGCGUUUCACCUACGGCGAGGUGACCGCCGAACGGCUCGCCGAGAGAUACGCGGCCCUCUACGGGCAGGCUCAUUUGCAUACGCUGGAUGCUCUGGACGCUUUGGAACCCCUAAAGGAUGCAGCCGACUUGAAAGCAAAGAUCCUCUAUUCGGUGGUCGUGCUUUCCUGGCGUCUGGCGGGCAUAACACAAACGUCGAGAUUCGCAGAAGCGCUGAAGAUCGUAAACGGCACCGCCGCGAUCACUGCGCAGUCGGUCACGCCAGGGUUGGAGGAAUGCGUGAAACGGCAACUGGCGACUUCCGGUGCGCGGACCGGUUCCCGGGAGGUCGCGGAACAGGUGGUCAACCAGCUGGAGAGAACGUUGUACGACUUUCCGUGUCUCCGUGGAUGCGUCGAGGUCAAAAACUACGCCGUUGCCUGUUCCAGUCUGGCUUGGGCCUGUCUGGCCCGUGUCACUCCGUUGCUCCUCGACGUGGCGCAGCCUCUCGAAUUCAGACGGGAACUCCACGUACGACAUCACGCGUCCCCCAAUUCGAACGGCACCAGGAUCAAGACGGUACUCUGGCCCGGGCUUCGGGAAGGCUGCCAAGGACCUUGCCUCCAUCGAACGAUUGUUCUCACGAUCUAA
Molecule: messenger RNA, 1818 nt
Organism: Dufourea novaeangliae
Lineage: Eukaryota; Metazoa; Arthropoda; Insecta; Hymenoptera; Halictidae
Exons: 5
Coding region: 1-1818 (605 amino acids)
Biological process (GO): mitophagy by internal vacuole formation; mitochondrial protein catabolic process
Cellular component (GO): mitochondrial outer membrane
Source: RefSeq, a predicted model, not a curated record